GAGAGAGGUGUCGGGUUACCGCCGCGGGGGCUAUAGUUAGCCGCGGGACUUUGUGGACCGGCUGCACUCCCGGGACAGCGCGGCGCCCGCCGGGACUUAAGCCCCCCGCCGCCCGAGCCCUCAGUGCUCCUUCCCGCUGUCACCCCAGCAACUUCCAGGCCCGCCCUUGGCCCCGCCCACACCCGCUUGGGCCGCGUCCCGGACUGGGACCCUUCACACCCCAGGGGAAGGGACCCUGAUCUCUGUCCCCCAGCCCAUCGCCGCUGGUGCCCUCUUCAUCUGGACCUCGCCCUCCUGAGUCUCCCCCAGGAAUGAUGCUGGCGGCUCUGCUGAUGGCUCUUAGCUACCUCGGCUUCCAUGCCCUCUGGCAGGCCCAGGCUGUUCCCAUCCUGCCCCUGGGCCUGGCUCCAGACACUUUCGAUGAUGCUUAUGUGGGCUGCACAGAGGAGAUGGAAGAGAAAGCAGGCCCUCUGCUGAAGGAGGAGAUGGCCCGCCAUGCCCUGCUGCGAGAGUCCUGGGAGGCAGCCCGGGGGGCCUGGGAGCACAAGCGCCAAGGGCUCACCCUGCCCCCUGGCUUCAAAGCCCAGCAUGGAAUCGCCAUCAUGGUCUAUACCAACUCAUCUAACACUUUGUACUGGGAGCUGAACCAGGCUGUGCGGACAGGUGGCAGCUCCCGAGAGUCCUACAUGAGGCACUUCCCCUUCAAGGCUCUGCAUUUCUACCUCACCCGGGCCCUGCAGCUGCUGCAAGGCAGUGGAGGCUGCAGCCGGGGACCUGGGGAGGUGGUGUUCCGAGGUGUGGGCACUCUUCACUUUGAACCCAAGAGGCUUGGGGACUCUGUCCGCUUGGGCCAGUUUGCUUCCAGCUCCCUGGAUGAGGCAGUGGCCCGCAGAUUUGGCAACGCCACCUUCUUCUCUCUAAGGACUUGCUUUGGGGCCCCUAUCCAGGCCUUGUCUGUCUUUCCUGAGGAGCGCGAGGUGCUGAUCCCUCCACAUGAAGUCUUCUUGGUCACCAGGUUCUCCCAGGAUGGAGCCCGGAGCCUGGUGACCCUCUGGAGCUAUAAUCAGACCUGCAGUCACUUUAACUGCGCCUAUCUGGGUGGGGAGAAGAGGCGGAGCUGUGUGUCUGUACCGACAGGAGGGCACCCGGACUCCACCUCCAAAAAGGACUUCUCUCUGCUUUCCUGGAAGACCCUGCUCUUGGCCCCCGGGGGCUUCCAGCUCUCAGGAGCUGGGCCCUGAAAGCCCAGUGUCUGUCACUUAGGAGUCCUAGGAACUCGUGACCUUCAUAUGAAGAAGAAGGCCUAGAACGGCCUCGAAGCGGGAACGUGGUUUCGGACCCAGCCCUAGCAGCCAUUUCCCCAGGGAUGGGGACCUACCCAGUCAUCUCUCUAUUCAAUCAGGAUAUGGGGGGAUCUGAGGCCAUGGCAGGGUGGAGGGAGUCCUGCUAUGUGGUAGGGACUCCCUGGGACAAGCAAGGGUGGUACUAUGAUGGCCACUCAAUU
Molecule: messenger RNA, 1504 nt
Organism: Nyctereutes procyonoides (raccoon dog)
Lineage: Eukaryota; Metazoa; Chordata; Mammalia; Carnivora; Canidae
Gene: ART5
Product: ADP-ribosyltransferase 5
Exons: 5
Coding region: 312-1241 (309 amino acids)
Molecular function (GO): NAD+ poly-ADP-ribosyltransferase activity; NAD+-protein-arginine ADP-ribosyltransferase activity
Source: RefSeq, a predicted model, not a curated record